AUCUAAGGAGAUUUAGAAUCUGGUCAUUUAAUCGCGCGCCUUUUUCAAGUUUUGCAUUGAUGCUGUAUAUCAAAAACAUUCUUUAUAAUUAUCGMUCACUGAUCUUCAAACCUGCCUCCAAAACUCAUUAGAUCGCAAAAUUUGACGCAAUGUUUAAGCUUAGAAUUCCUUCUGCACAUCUUUCUUACAAAAGCCGACCAUGGAAAUCAAGAAGGCGGAUUUAUUGAAGGAAGGAUCCACACAAAAGUACAAUUUAACCCUGUCAGUUUGUAUUGCAAUAACAUAUUCAAUCAUUCAAAGAGCAACUGACAUAACAAAGUAGACCAUUCAAAAGAGCAAUUCGAAUUUAAUUUUGCAGUGUUCGAAAGACAAAAGUUUUAAGUAUGCACUUCAGCAAGAGAAGACCUCAAAUACUGAAAAAAAGGCCGAAAAGGGACCACCGGUCUUUACUCGAAACACGGAAACGAUAUACUACGAAUAUGGAMGACAAAUUUCCUUCAAAAAUCAACACUUCUGAAUACCCUCCUUGCUUGGUCGUCCACGCUGGGACUUCAUCAUUUGAAAGCAUCCMUUUGACCAUAGACUCGAACAUUACCUCAAGCGUAAGUAAUGGAAUACUCGGAGCGCUGGCCGUGAUUGGGAAUUUUCUAGUUUUGGUGACCAUCAAAAAGACGCMAUCGYUGCACACGCCUUCGAAUUAUGUAAUGUUUGGCCUUGCUUUGUCUGACCUGUGUGUUGGAGGUUUAGUUCAACCACUUUUCAUCGCUUUCAAGACGAAUAAAAUCAAACUUUUCACACUGGAGUCUUCAAGUGGUGGCUGGUUGAGCGGAGAUUAUCGUACUGUGUGCAUGCUUGGAUCUCUAGCAAAUUGCUCAGGUKCGCUCUUCGCUAUUGUYGCUUUUACUCAUCUUGGGUUUGUGUCUUUUGAAAGGUAUCUGGCCAUUACUCUCCACCUCAGAUACGCAGAAUUGGUUACUAACUCYAGGGUUAUUAAGGGAAUUAUUGGAAUAUGGGUUUUUGGCGGUUCCGUAGCGAUCUGGUUGUGCCUGGCCGAUAACGAUGAUAUUAGAAUCAAACAGGUCAUAUAUUUUGUUAUUGCUUUCGGUUACUUUGUCUUCGUGGUUAUUGUCUACUGCAAUGUUAAAAUCGCUGUUAUCCUUCGAAGACAUACAAGGGCCAUUYGUUGUCAAACACAAGAGGCAGCCUCAGUUAUGUAUAUGAAGAAAUUUAAACGUUCUGCGGCUUCCAUGUUGUAUGUCAUACUUCUGUUCCUUUUGUGUUGUGUGCCGUACUGUGCGGCAACACUGAUAAGAAUAACUCGAUCAGACGUAAGCCCUAUAAUUUGUCAACGCGCAUUUAACCUCACCAUUCCUCUCCUGUUUGCCAACUCUGCCUUCAACCCCGUGGUGUAUUUUUGGAGAUUUAGGGACAUGAGAAGGGCAGCGAAGAAUCUUGUACGAAAAAUGUGUGAGCUUGGAAGUUCAAAAGAGGGAAAAAAGAACGCAGCCAUGGUAGAACCGACUCAAACAGCUGCUGUCAAAGCAAUAACAUUGGAAGAAGAAAGGAAAUAAGAUWAAAAGACGAAGUGUAAAAAGAGAAAAAAUUAAUAUUCGAUUAAAAGUCAGUACCUAGCUUAAAAAACGCGGAUUUCCGAAUUAAAACUGUAAUUACUACGAGCUUUMAUAACUUAAAGCCUGAAUGUUUACACGGCUUUUAGG
This is a messenger RNA of Exaiptasia diaphana, 1718 nucleotides long. Its product is annotated as trace amine-associated receptor 5-like. Gene Ontology annotation, molecular function: G protein-coupled receptor activity. Gene Ontology annotation, biological process: G protein-coupled receptor signaling pathway. The coding region runs from base 384 to 1571 and encodes 395 amino acids. The transcript has a single exon. Gene Ontology annotation, cellular component: membrane. The record is from RefSeq and is a predicted model, not a curated record. NCBI's taxonomy places the organism in Eukaryota, Metazoa, Cnidaria, Anthozoa, Actiniaria, Aiptasiidae.